AGCAACCCUAUAUUGCCCCAUUGCCUAUCGCAGCACAGGGUGAUGGACUAGUGGGAACAGAAACAUUAUGGCUGCCAGUCUUUCCCUGACUCAGCUUUCAAGUGGGAACCCUGUCUAUGACAAGUACUAUCGACAGGUCGAUCCAUCUGGCAGUGGGCGGGUAGCAGCCGCAGACGCGGCCUUGUUCUUGAAAAGAUGUGGCCUUUCAGACCUGGUCCUAGGCAAGAUAUGGGACUUGGCAGAUUCAGAACGCAAAGGCUUUCUGAACAAACAGCAAUUUUUUGUUGCACUGCGACUGGUGGCUUGUGCUCAGAAUGGCCUCGAAGUUGCAUUCAAAAGCCUCAAUGUGGCUGUGCCUCCACCAAAUUUUCAGGACACUAGCAGUCCACUCCUUCCUGGAGCCGUGCCUGUUGACAGUCCAUGGGUGGUCAAGCCAGAGGAGAAGCUGAAAUUUGAUGCCAUCUUCGACAGUCUGUCGCCAGUGGGUGGCAUGCUUACAGGCGACAAGGUCAAACCGGUGCUGCUCAACUCUAAGCUCCCCGUCGAUGUCCUGGGCAGGGUGUGGGAGCUUAGUGACAUAGACAGAGAUGGAAUGCUGGACAAAGAUGAGUUUGCAGUGGCAAUGUAUUUGGUGUAUAGGGCUCUUGAAAAUGAGCCUGUGCCAGUGGCUCUGCCUCCCUCUCUGGUUCCACCAUCAAAAAGGAAAAAAGUCACCCCGACUCCUGUGAUGCCCCUCCUCCCUUCGCCACCUCCGUCACUCAAAGAAAGAGGUUCUGCCCACUCUGGGUCCAAACCAUUACCAGCUACACCCACACAGCCACAGUGGGUUGUGUCUUCUGCUGAUAAAGCUAAGUAUGAUGAGCUGUUUAUUAAGACAGACAGUGACAUGGAUGGCUUAGUGUCUGGUCCAGAGGUGAGGGACAUCUUCCUAAAGACGGGAUUGCCCUCCGCCACACUCGCACGCAUAUGGGAACUGUGUGACAUUGGUGACAUCGGCAAACUGACAAGAGAGCAGUUUGCAUUGGCUCUCUAUCUAAUCAAUCAAAAGCUCUCAAAAGGUAUUGACCCACCCCAAACCCUUUCUCCAGAGAUGAUCCCUCCCUCUGACAGGCUAGCCCGACAGAAUAACGCUGUGUCAUGUCAGGCUGCUGACUUCUCUGCCAUUAAAGAGUUGGACUCCCUCAGUAAUGAGAUUAUGGACCUCCAGAGGGAGAAAAGCUCUGUGGAACAGGAGAUCAAAGAGAAGGAGGAGAGCAUCAGAGAAAGGACCAGUGAGGUGCAGGACCUGCAGGAUGAAGUGCAGAAGGAGAGCGAGGAGUUGCGGAGGCUGCAGACCGAGCGACAGGAGGUGCAGGAAGCGCUGGAGAGACUGGAUGAGCAGAAGUCAUCUCUGGAGGAGCAGCUCAAGCUCAUACGGCAGCAAUGCAGUCAGGAAAACCAGCUGAUCCAAUCCCUGCAGGUAGAGCACUCAGAGCAAGAGCAGAGGAUUGGAGACUAUGAGGAUGAGCUGGUGAGGGCUAGAGAGGAGCUGCUCCGUCUGCAGGAGGAAACGCGCAGUCUGGGAGAAAAAGUGCGAUCAGCCCGUGCUCAGCUCUGCCCCCUGCAGGACGCAGUAACAGAGUCACACACACAGAUUGCUCAGAUGCAGGAACAAUUGACUGAGCUGAAGACAGAAGAGCGAGAAGUUACGGCUCAGCUCACCUGGAAAGUCCUAGAAGAAGAGCCUGCGCUUGUGAAUGGAACAGUGCCUCCUGCUGAACAACACAAACAGGUGCAGUGGCCACAACUGACAGAGCAGCCUCCCACUAAACCAAAGGAUGAGGAGGAGGAGGAGGAAGAUCAGAGCAAUACAGAUGAGCCACAGGAGCUGAGGGUGACUGAGGAGCAGCCUGAUGAAGAGUCAGCAGAGGUAUCCUCCAGUCCUGAAGAGUCUGAGCCAAAAGCUGACCCUCUGAAUGACCUGUACACCAGCAUGCUGUCCAAAGCUGGUACCAUCAAUACUGCCUGGCCUCAGAACCACAUGGAAAACACCAGUUCUCCUGCAGUAGUGGAGUCGGAGGUGAGGGAAGCAGAAGAGGAGGUGAAGCAGCAGCCCACUGGCAUUGCAACCAAGGUGGAGUCUCCAGCAGCAGAACAGAAGGAAGAGCCCUCCCAGCCUGUUCUUGCUCGCCCUGGCAGCCCCUCUUCUGAUGAUUUCUUCCAGUCUGACCCCUUCACAGACAGUGAUCCUUUCAAAGAUGAUGACCCCUUCUCAAAAGUAGACAUUUCUGAUCCCUUCGGAGGUGAUCCCUUCAAAGGCACAGAUCCAUUUGCGACAGACACCUUCUUUAAACAGUCUUCCUCAGCCAACUUUCCCACUGGAGACCCCUUUGCUUCCUCUGACCCGUUCAACUCAAACACAGGCUCUGCAGACCCAGACCUGUUCUCCUCCCAGCUUAACAACACCACUGGGUCUGAUCCAUUCUCUUCCAGAGCCGGAACUGCAGUCACAGCGGACCCCUUCAGUUCCAGUGGUAAUGCACCAUUCGUAUCCAAAAAGGAUACAGACUCUGAUCCUUUUAGUUCCGCGUCUGGAGCAGGAGAUGACCCAUUUGGUGGUUCAGAUCUACCAGCAAAGGACAUAACGCCAGCAGCUAAUGACCCUUUUGCUCCAGGAGGAACAGCAGUGAAUGCAGAUUCAGAUCCAGAUCCCUUUGCCACAGUUUUUGGCAACGAGUCAUUUGGAGGAGGAUUUGCAGACUUUAGCAGCCUGGCAAAGUCUAAUGGUACAGAUCCUUUUGCCUCAUCAAACACAAAUAGUAAGAAUUUAUUUAAGGAGGACAACCAAACAGACGUGCCUCCUGCAUUACCACCCAAAACGGGGACCCCUACCAGACCACCACCUCCUCCACCUGGAAAGCGGUCGAACAUCUACCGGUCAGAGUCGUCGGACUCAUUUCAGCGACGCGGGCCAUUCAGCGGGCAGAGCUCUGGAGAGUUCUCCUCACUUCCUGCUAAAGACACAGUGCCGGAUCCCUUCGCCCCCUCCGCCCCCUGCCAAGCCUCCCGUGACUCCGACAGAUUUGCCACCUUUGACAAAUACCCCACGGAGGAGGACAUGAUCGAGUGGGCGAAGAGGGAGAGUGAGCGAGAGGAGAGGGAGCGUGUGGCACGGCUCACGCAGCAGGAGCAGGAGGAUUUGGAGCUGGCUAUAGCCCUCAGCAAGUCCGAGCUCUCCUGACCUCAACCAGACUCAACACACAGCCACUGAGGAGGAGGAGGUGAAGGACUUUGACGAGGGACAAAGCGUUGAACUUACGGGUGCUGGGACGCACUGUCGACACCACCGUUUUUAGCAGAAAACUUGUCAGUCAUACCAUCUUCAGUCCCAGCUUUGUCCGUGUAGCCAGUGACUCCUCCUACAGCAGCAGGAGUUGGGACAGAGUUUGGGCCUUAGGGGAGAAGUGGUAAAAAGGUAAAGGACUAAACCCUCAGUGCUUGACUUUAAGGUGUUCAUGUGCUUUAAAGUCAGAUUAAAUGGCUGCCCAUUAAUUCAUUCAUCCAGUCCACAGCAUGAUGAACUGUCACUGGCACAUUAACACAUGACUCCCUCUGCACAUUGCACUGGGUUAUGUAACAUGAGUUCAAGCUAAAUGUAUGAAAAUAUUGGAAAGACUUGACAUUUACUAAGUCUGACAUCUUAAUCUGGAAAGCCCAGUCAUUCUAACUGAAGGGUUAUGUAUUUUGCAAUGGGUAUAAUGAUGAAAGUGAUCGUUCUGGAGGUAAACUCUGCUAUGAGGUUGGAAGAAAAGAUUGUUAGAUGAAAGUGCCCCAUCAUACAUGUAACAUUUGUGGUGACUUGAAGAAUUGGAUUAUUUUCCACAGUGUAUUAAUGGAGAAUGCAUUAGUUUUCGUCCGGAUUUAGUUUAGAUUUCAGGUUCCCAUUGAUUAGUAUGUUGAAAAAUCCGUUAGGAUUCAGUUUUGGCCCACUGUAAGUGUCCUUCGAAACCUAAUCGGAGCAUUUUGACAGCUUCAGUUGGUUUCCAAACAACUUUUACACUAUUCUGAGCUUCUUGUUCCCUUCACAUAAGUGAGUUUGACAGUCUAUUUGGAGAUCUUGUAUGACAGCUGAAAUAACAAUUUCUAAGUAUUUGUUGGAAUGUAAUUGUACAGUAUAUACUAUAUAAUAAUUGUUUGCCUGUAACUGUUUAAUUCAAAAUAUUCAUAUCUUGCACUUGUAAUCUGUUUUAGAUAAAAAAAUAAUAUCUUGGUGAAAUGCAGAACAUUACACUAUCGUUAGAAGUUGUAGGCCUUGAAAACAAUGAACUGAUCUUAACUCAUUUUCACUUGAAAAGAACCUCUUCAGUACAAGUGUAUUUAGUUCUGAUAUCUGGAGGAACCAAGAAAGACCCAGGAAGUUCUUUUAAGGAGUGCCUCUCACCUAAGCUCUAUGUGUUCUUAAGUUGUGAAAUGCUGACUGUAGGAAAGUUCUGAACCUUUAAGACAAAUUAUGUGGGGCAAGAGAGGGCAAAAGGGAAAGAAGUCAAGAUUUCUGCAUAAUUUAAUUGUAAGCCAUUCGGAGUGGUUUGAUGUGAAAUGAUUCACUUUAGAGAAACUUACAGUCUGAUUUCUUUGCAGUGGUGGUGAUGGGAACCAGGGGUCACCGAUGUCUAUCUCGUUUUAUUUACAAUUCAAAAUGACCAGUGCAAUAACUUUGUGUAGCUUUUAGAAGCAUUAAAGCCUCCAGAAAUCUGGUUUCCACCACCACCACUGUGAACAGUUGACUUUCUGACUUUAUCUAGAAUAUAUCAAACUGCUGUGAAUGAGUUUGUUUUACAUCUUAACCAUUUAAUUAUGCUGAGAUUUUGAAAAAUGAGUGAUAUUCCCAGUAGACAUCAGCAUAGUUGCUGCACUAAACAUUUUCAAAACACUCAACAAGGUUUAAUGAUGUCCAAAAUGACACAUUACAAAAUUUGUGGUCACUGAUGUUCAAUUUUUCCUGUAAUUUGAUAUUGAAGAAUUCAGAAUAUGUAGCUUUUUUGUCUUUACCCAUUUCAGUCUCCUAUGUGCACUAACUUCUGUAUGGUACCAAUAACAGGGCACAGAUAAAUUGUGUAGUGCUCGUUUGCAUUUCAAAGUGUCCGUUGUGCCUGAAGUUUGGGUUUGACCUCCAGGGCAUUGUCUGCAAGUCUUAAAUGACUGUGUGAUGCAUCUACUGCCUUUUUGGACAUUGGAUGCAUUUUUGUCAGUCAGACUUUUCAUGUGAUAGCAUUAGGCAUGAUGAUCAGUCCGUAAAGAGAGAAAGUGCUUUUUUGGCCAUGGAUUUCUGACUUUUCAGAUAUUACAGGAUUAAGAAUAUCCUUUUUGACUUGAAUAUUUGCAUUAGAGUGAUGAUUUUUAAUGGUCAAAGUAAAAGGUGAUUGAAAAAUCACAAGGGAAUAGGCAGCCUAUCAGAUAUGACUCUCACUGACCGUUUUCUGACCAAUAUAACUUUUUCCUUGCAGUUUAUAUAGAUUUUUAUGAGCAUUAUGGACAUGGCAUUUUACCCAGACAAAAGUAUUACAUUAGACACCAGUUAGCACUCCUUACUAUGUAAAGACUAGGGCUUGUACUUCUGUUUGUGACUGCUUCUAUUUCUUAGCCUUGCUCAUUGAUGCAGUUCCCUUUGUUUCUGUUAAUCAUGUAUGUAUGUAUGUAUGUGUGUAUGUAUGUAUGUAUGUAUGUGCCUCUAAUUCUUCUGAUUGAAAACCACUCAUGUACUCGCUCUCUACAGGCUUUUAAAAACUGGCUCAAUGUAUUUUUUUUUUAACUUUACAAAUGUGUUCCUUUUAGUAGGGACAAUUGUUUAAAUAUGUUAAGUAACAUGUAAUUAAAUCUAAAGAAUAAAUAUGAAUCUUCUAAGA
This is a messenger RNA of Pygocentrus nattereri (red-bellied piranha), 5882 nucleotides long. It is a transcript of the gene eps15, whose product is annotated as epidermal growth factor receptor pathway substrate 15. The transcript is spliced from 25 exons. NCBI's taxonomy places the organism in Eukaryota, Metazoa, Chordata, Actinopteri, Characiformes, Serrasalmidae. Gene Ontology annotation, biological process: endocytosis; endosomal transport. The record is from RefSeq and is a predicted model, not a curated record. Gene Ontology annotation, molecular function: calcium ion binding; cadherin binding. The coding region runs from base 68 to 3220 and encodes 1050 amino acids. Gene Ontology annotation, cellular component: cytoplasm; clathrin coat of coated pit; plasma membrane.